This is a messenger RNA of Darwinula stevensoni, 1533 nucleotides long. Lineage: Eukaryota; Metazoa; Arthropoda; Ostracoda; Podocopida; Darwinulidae. The record is from the annotation of a GenBank genome assembly.
AUGUUAAUAUCAUGCUGCACGUCGUUCGUCGUGAUAGGCAUCCCCAUCUUCGUCCUCCUCGGAAUGAGACACUUCAGGAAUCGAUCUCCAAGAUACGGGUUGGAGGUAAUGCAGAUGAAAAGGGAAUACGUCCAACUGCGCCUCCUCAGGGCAGAUCUCCAAUGUGACUGGGACGACAAGAACGCGACGUCGAUUGCGACGACGGACCCAUCGCACCUCCCUCUCGUGGAGAUCCCCUUGCAUGCCUUGGAGUUGAAGCAAAUCCUAGGGAAAGGGAACUUCGGCGAGGUUUAUUUCGCCAUUUACAAUUUCAUCCCAGAAGAAGGGAAUGACCCGGAAUCCUGUAAGGUCGCUGUGAAGUUCCCAAAGGAAGGGAACAGCGAAGAGCACAAACAGGAUAUCUACCGAGAGGCGCAGAUGCUGGCGAAAAUGCGACAUCCCAAUAUCAUCCGACUUCUUGGGAUAGUUAGGAGCCAGACGAUAGGGAUCGUCUCCGAGUUCAUGGCACUUGGUGACCUUAAUGGCUUACUCAGGAAACUAGGACCGAAAUCAAAACAUUUUGGAGUGGAGAGUGGGAGCGAGCCGCAGCUGGGUAAAUUGGGACUGGAGGACUUGGUCCAUGUUGCGAUCCAGGUUGGGUCUGGUCUCAAGUACCUCACGGAUCGACACUUCGUCCAUCGGGACCUGGCAACGAGGAAUUGCUUUGUCGGGGAGAACCUCACAGUCAAGAUCGGGGACUUCGGCUUGUCUAGGGACGUCUAUAGCUCCGACUAUUACCGGUUUGGGCACGGGAAGUCGUUGCUGCCGCUGAGGUGGAUGCCUCCCGAAAGCAUCAUGUAUCGCACUUUCAGCGUCCAAUCCGACGUCUGGUCCUUCGGAGUCGUCCUCUGGGAGAUCUUCUCGUACGGCAAACAGCCCUGGUUCGGAUGCUCAAACGACGAGGUCCUGCGGCUGGUUAUCAGCGGGCAGGUGCAGCGCUGCCCUGAGAGCUGUCCUCGAAGCGUCUACAACAUCAUGCUAGCGACGUGGAAGACCAACCCCGAGAACCGCAUACCGAUUGGGAACGCCCUCGACUUCCUCCACGAGGUGAAGAGCAACAUCAACAUUUACCUGGAGAUCCAGGCAGGCGUGGUGGAUCUUGACAUCCUGGAGCAACCCAUAUCAUGAGAAAUUGUACGAGAAUGGAGUAUUGAUGCCAUUGCAGACCAAUCCAGUUUUGGAAAUAUUUUGAUCCGUAAACUUUAUUAUUUUCUCGCUACUUGUAACUGUUGAAAUUUAUCCCCUGAAAGUGAAGCGUAAGUUGGCUAAUUUUCCUGGAAAUUCGACCUAUUCAACACAGAAUAUUAGAAAAAGGCUAAUUCUGUACUGAAAGAGUACAAAUACUUGUCAUGAGUACUGUAUUCUUCUGUGGUUAACUUUUCAUUUUGAGAUGGACAUUUGAGAAAGAAAGGAAUACCUCCAGGUUCCCCUGUGUCCCAUUAUAUUUUUCCUAUGUUGUCGUAUUUUCACAAUAAAUGAGCAUGAAUACAAAAC